Messenger RNA from Cannabis sativa, 1260 nucleotides. RefSeq lists its product as uncharacterized. The transcript has a single exon. The coding region runs from base 1 to 1260 and encodes 419 amino acids. The record is from RefSeq and is a predicted model, not a curated record. NCBI's taxonomy places the organism in Eukaryota, Viridiplantae, Streptophyta, Magnoliopsida, Rosales, Cannabaceae.
AUGAAAAUUCUCGCAGACUCUCAACUAGAGUUCAGGACUUAUUUUGCUCAGGUGAUAGAGGAAUUGAAGGACAUAAAGAUUCAAUUAACAAAGUUAAAUGAUUCUUCAGCCAUUCAAGAGCGUGGUAAGCUUCCCGCUCAACCUCUAAUCACCCCUAAAGGGCAACAUAUGACUCAAACCUCCAAUUCUUCAGAGUCUAAUCUAAAGGGGGUUAAUGCCAUUACUACUCGAAGUUGUCAAAGUACAGUAUCACCCUCACCUAAGACCACUAGUGUACCAAUGCCCACUCCAGAUGCUGAUGUGCCACAAAACCUUCCAGUGAAGGUGCCCUUCCCUCAGGCUUUAAAAUCUACUAGGAAGGUACUAGAAAAUAAAGGUGAAAUCCUAGAAAAUUUAAAAGAAGUGAAGAUCAACUUGCCUCUCUUGCAUGUGAUCAAACAAGUACCAGCAUAUACCGAGGUCAUCAAGGAUUUAUGCUCCAUGAAAAGGAAGAACCAUGUUAAGAAAACUGCAUUCUUGACAGAACAAGUAAGUGCGGUGAUCGAACAAAAGAUACCAAUUAAAUAUAAAGAUCCAGGUUGUCUUACAAUCGCUUGUCGAAUUAGGACACAAGAAUUUGGUCAAGCCCUCCUAGACUUAGGUGCAAGUGUUAAUCUUAUGCCUUAUUCAAUUUACUUGCAACUAGGCCUAGGAGAAAUCAAGCCCACAUCUGUGGUGCUACAAUUGGCUGACGGCUCAAUCAGAAAGCCACGAGGAAUAGUUGAAGAUGUCUUGAUUAAGGUUGGAAAAUUCUAUUUCCCUGCUGACUUUUUGAUUUUGGACACUCAAUUUGAGGUUAAUACUGAGUCAAAAAUUCCCAUCAUUCUUGGUAGACCUUUCCUUGCAACGGCCAAUGCUCUCAUUAACUGUAGGAAUGGUCUUAUGAAAUUAUCUUUCGGGAAUAUGACUAUGGAGGUCAACGUUUUUCAUGUUGUGAAACAACCACCAGACGAGGAGGAAGAUUGCUAUCAUACUGACGUGAUAGACACAAUUGUUGAGGUAGAAGUUCUUAUUCAUGAUGAUUCUGAUUCUUUAAAUGAUAUCCUCUAUGACUUUGAUACUAAAAAUAUACUUUAUCCAUAUGAGGAAGCCAAUGUUUCUUCUAUUCUUGAGAUGUCCCAGGAUGAAGCAUCACCGUCACAAUAUGAGAAUUUGCGAUUUCUUACCCGAUCUAUGAAACACUUCUUCGGGUCCAUGUGCAAUAUUGAGAAAUUUUGGUAA